Molecule: messenger RNA, 1041 nt
Organism: Striga hermonthica
Lineage: Eukaryota; Viridiplantae; Streptophyta; Magnoliopsida; Lamiales; Orobanchaceae
Source: the annotation of a GenBank genome assembly
AUGUCUUACGACAGUCAAUUAGCCGCCGCCAUGAAAGCUGCAUCUCUCGCUUCUCGCUUAUGUCAGAAGGUUCAGAAGGCUUUGUUGCAAUCUGAUGUCCAUGCAAAAUCUGAUAAAAGUCCUGUCACAGUAGCGGAUUAUGGUUCACAGGCCAUUGUUAGCUUUAUUCUCGAGAAAGAGUUUCAGUCAGUUCCAUUCUCAUUAGUAGCUGAAGAGGACUCUGGGGACCUUCGCAACGAAGAAUCCAGAGAAACCCUGCAUCGCGUAACAGAACUCGUGAAUGAGACCCUAGCUAGUGAUGGGCUGCCAGCUUUGUCUGAGGAACAAGUGCUUGUAGCUAUUGACAAUGGAAAAUCUGAAGGGGGGCCUCAUGGUCAGCAUUGGGUUCUGGACCCGAUUGAUGGCACUAAAGGCUUUUUAAGAGGGGAUCAAUAUGCCAUUGCUUUAGCAUUACUAGAUGAAGGGAAAGUUGUCCUGGGAGUGUUAGCCUGUCCGAAUCUUCCUUUCGCAUCUAUUGCCAGACAUGAUCCAAACAUUUCCGAAGAUAAGACUGGCUGUCUAUUUUUCGCCCAAAUUGGUACCGGAACAUAUAUGCAAAGUUUAGAUGGCUCCCUUCCUACAAAGGUACACGUUAGUGCUACUGAAAACACUGAAGAAGCAUCAUUUUUCGAAUCUUACGAAGCAGCUCAUUCUUCACAUGACUUAUCUAGCUUGAUAGCAAAGAAACUUGGUGUUAAAGCUGAACCCGUCAGGAUAGAUAGCCAAGCAAAGUAUGGAGCUUUGUCUAGAGGAGAUGGGUCGAUAUAUAUGAGGUUUCCUCGCAAAGGUUACCGAGAAAAGAUAUGGGACCAUGCCGCUGGAUACAUUGUUGUUGCAGAAGCUGGAGGUGUUGCCUCAGAUGCCUCUGGAAAAGCAUUGGACUUCUCAAAGGGUCGGUAUCUCGAUGUGGACACAGGAAUAAUUGUCACGAAUCAGAAAUUGAUGCCUUCCCUCUUGAAGGCUGUUCAAGAAUCCAUUAAAGAGACAACAUCAUCUUUGUGA